AUGAUCGUGUCAAGUUUUGUGCUAUUAUUGUGUUCGUUACUAUUUUCUGACGCAAAUUAUGUGGACACUUUAACAAAAUGCAGUAUCAAGGACACGCCAUGUGUGAUAAACAGUUUUAUGAAAGUUCUGAGUGACGUAGGAUCUACUGGUAUCCCAGAACUAAAUAUUCUUCCUUUAGACCCCAUGAAUUUAAAAAAUGUUACGAUAACCAUUAUGGAUUCACUCGAGCUAACCGUAACAGAUGGUAUAAUAAAGGGUCUCAAAAACUGCAAAGUCGACAAAAUCAGUGUCGAUUUAGAAAAGCAAUUCGCAUCACAAGACAUAGUGUGCAACGAGGCGAGAAUCAACGGUGAAUUCUAUUUCGGAGGUUCCAAUCCAAUCCUACAAAAUUUUUUUGGAAGUAAUUCUUUAUUCGGACACGGAAAAGCAAAGAUUAAAUUUGAACACGUGACUAUGACUCUUACUUUACCUGUUGCCGUAGUAAAAAAAGAAGAUGGCGAUACCUACUUAAAAAUUUUAAACGAAAAACCAAAGUACUUAUACGACAUAAAAAAGGCCGAAUUUAAUAUAAAAGAACUUUUUAUAGGCAAAAAUGAUAUCAGUAAAACCAUGUCCGAUUUUCUGACUAGCAACUGGAGAUCAUUGAUACCAACCUUUGGGAAAUACUUUAUGGACAAAGCCGUGGAAUUAUCAGUAGAGUUUGCAAGAAGAUUCUUUGACAAAGUUCCUACAAAAGUUUUUCUUUUAGAUGACUUGACGCCAUACAUCAAGAAAUAA
Messenger RNA from Melitaea cinxia (Glanville fritillary), 777 nucleotides. Its product is annotated as protein takeout-like. Bases 1 to 777 code for a protein of 258 amino acids. The record is from RefSeq and is a predicted model, not a curated record. The transcript is spliced from 5 exons. NCBI's taxonomy places the organism in Eukaryota, Metazoa, Arthropoda, Insecta, Lepidoptera, Nymphalidae.